AUGACGAUGCCAUCAACCGCCCCAAACUCACGAGUUAAACCUUCUGCACGAGCUUUCACUGAUCCAGACGAUGAGGAAGAUGCAUUCUCAAAGCUUGCUUCACGAAAUAAACCAUCCACGAAAGGUCUACCUCCUGUUGAACCAAAGUCGCUUUCACGCCCUCCGACUAUGGUCCCUAGACCUUCAGCCGGAAGCAAUACGGUCAAUAACGAUAACAAUAAUGACGAUGACGAUGACGACGAUUACAUGUCCAUGACUGUCGCCGAUCCAACGACCACCGAAACUCCCUUACAGAGACUAAAACGUCGAAAAGUCGAGGCUUCAAUCCGAGGAAAUCCACUCUCCAAAGCAGAAUUAGCAGAACAGGAAAAGCUAAGACGUGACCUGGGACUGGCAACAUCAAUACUCAACAACACUAAUUCAAAGGGGUUAAAAAUGAUGAAAGCGAUGGGUUAUUCGACUGGUUCGGCAUUGGGUAAAGCUGCUCCUACGCCGACUGGAACAGCGGAUGUGAAGGAUAGUAGGAGGUUAGAACCGAUCAAGCCGAUUGUGAGGGAAUCUAGAACGGGUAUUGGCCAUGAAUCGGACUUGAAACGGAAGUUUGGAGAUAUAAACCCCGUCGGUGGAGAAGGGAAUGUCACAAAACGCCAGGAAUUAUCACCGGAAGGCUACAGGAAUAGACUUACACUGGAGGCCCAGCAGCGAAGAUACGAGGCUCAAAUCUUCGCUGCUCAAUCCAUUUGUGAGAAACUAGUGGCACAAGAUCCACCGGAAAGCUACAAUGGCCCACUAAAGAAGUCGAAAGAAGGGACAACCGAGGAUGCUGCAGCGGAGGGCGAGCAGGAAACCGAUGGACAAGCAGAAGGAGCAUCAAAACGUGACUUCUUUAACGAAAAACCGACAUUCACACAAAUAAAGCAAAUCAACUUGAUAUACCGGGGUCUUCUUUACCGUCGUGCAGUUUCGGACCUCAAAGCUUGUCUGAAGAAGAAAGAACAAGAUAGCCUCACCUCUUCGAAGAGCUCAUAUAUCCCUAACUUGUCUUUGCCCAAGUAUAACACGACCGGGGAAUUCAAUGCGGACGAUGAAAUUGCGAUGGGAGCUGAGUCUGAAGAUAUUGUGACAGAGCAAGAACUAGAAGAUCAAGAGUUGGAAGAAUUCGAGAAGAGAGAGGCUAAAGAUCGACUGGAUGAGAUCGUGAGAUAUCUUAGGAGUCAAUGGAGGUAUUGCUUUUGGUGCAAGGCCCGAUACGCUACUGAUGAGGAGUUGGACAAAGAAUGCCCGGGAUUAACAGAAGAAGAUCAUGAUUGA
Molecule: messenger RNA, 1311 nt
Organism: Orbilia oligospora ATCC 24927
Lineage: Eukaryota; Fungi; Ascomycota; Orbiliomycetes; Orbiliales; Orbiliaceae
Exons: 1
Coding region: 1-1311 (436 amino acids)
Cellular component (GO): kinetochore
Molecular function (GO): nucleic acid binding
Source: RefSeq, a predicted model, not a curated record